Messenger RNA from Perca flavescens (yellow perch), 3553 nucleotides. RefSeq names its product protein bicaudal D homolog 1. Gene Ontology annotation, molecular function: dynactin binding; cytoskeletal adaptor activity; dynein complex binding. The record is from RefSeq and is a predicted model, not a curated record. Gene Ontology annotation, biological process: regulation of microtubule cytoskeleton organization; protein localization to organelle; microtubule anchoring at microtubule organizing center. NCBI's taxonomy places the organism in Eukaryota, Metazoa, Chordata, Actinopteri, Perciformes, Percidae. Bases 47 to 3553 code for a protein of 1168 amino acids. The transcript has 11 exons. Gene Ontology annotation, cellular component: cytosol; Golgi apparatus.
UCAUCCGACGCAGGGAGGAGAGGGCAGAGGGAGGGAGAGAGCAGCGAUGGCUGCCGGUGGAGCAGGAUGCGGGGACACGGUGGAGCAGUGCCGGGUCGAGGUGGAGCGUCUGACCCGGGAGCUGGCGGAGGCCAACCGCGAGAAGAUCCGGGCGGCGGAGUGCGGGCUGGUGGUUCUGGAGGAGAACCAGAGCCUGAAGCAGCAGUACGCCGAGCUGGAGGCCGAGCAGGAGACGCUGAGGCUGGAGCUGGAGCAGCUGCAGGAGGCAUUUGGCCAUGCCUACUCCACCCAGCGUAAGGUGGCAGAAGAUGGGGAGACCAAUGAGGAGACGCUGCUGCAGGAGUCUGCCACCAAGGAAGCCUACUACAUGGGCCGCCUCCUGGAGCUCCAGUCAGCUCUGAAGCACAGUCGGACAACCGCCUCCAACGCUCAGGCCGACAAUGAACACCUGAGCACACUUCUGCAGGAGCUGAGGGAGAGUAAUGAGAUGUUGGAGCUGCAGCGCAGCCGGAUGCGAGAGGAGAUCAGGGAGUACAAGUUUCGAGAGUCGCGGCUGCUUCAGGACUAUACCGAGCUGGAGGAGGAGAACAUCUCUCUGCAGAAGCUGGUGUCAACACUCAAACAGAAUCAGGUGGAGUAUGAAGGUCUGAAGCAUGAGAUUAAGGUCCUAGAGGAGGAGACAGAGCUCCUCAACAGCCAGUUACAAGAUGCACUGCGUUUGAAGGACAUCUCAGACGCCCAACUGGAGGAGGCGCUGGAGUCAUUGAAGAGCGAGCGUGAGCAGAAAAACCACCUGCGCAGGGAACUGGUCCACCACCUCAGCAUGUGUGAUGUGGCCUACACUGGCAGUGCCCACCUGACAUUUACCUCAGCCCCACCCAGUGGCACCGCAACCCCAACAACUCUGCUCUCCCCAAAUGCAGAUGAACCAAUGAGGUGUAACGGCCACCUGCAAGGUGGGACUGGAGCAGGGACGGCUGCAGAGUCGGUGCCCCGAGCUAAUGGAGAGUGCCGAGGCCUGGGUCGGAAAGCUGAGGGGGCCGUGACAUCAGACCUCUUCAACGAGAUGAACCUGACAGAGAUUCAGAAGCUUAAGCAGCAGCUGAUGACGGUUGAACGUGAAAAAGUAUCACUGAUCACCAGUCUGCAGGAGUCCCAGACUCAGCUCCAACACACCCAAGGGGCCCUGAACGAGCAGCACGAGAAGGCCCUGCGCCUUAGCCAGAGAGUCACUGCCCUCCGCCGCCUGCAUAGAAGGGCCUACCUCAACCAGGAAGCCCACGUCAGUGCCACCUCUCAGCUCAAACCUGAGGCCCUGAUGGAGCUGGACAGAGAUGAAGAGGAGACUGAAGAGGAAGGAGGAACUGAGGGGAAUAGGAGUGAGAAGUUAAACAAAAGUCAGCUUUUUUCCUACCAGACGCCAGGUCUGGAGAUCCUGCAGUGCAAGUACCGUGUGGCUGUGACAGAGGUGGUGGAGCUCAAGGCGGAGGUGAAAGCCCUUCGUGACAGACUGACUCAGUGUGUAGAGGGAGCAGCAGAGGACAAGCCAAAGCAAAACAGUCAGCUUCAGAAGCUGGAGAGGCAGGUCGCCUCAUUGGAGAAGAGCUGCUGGGAAGGUCGGGAAAAGGUGUCUAGCCUGGAGUUGGAGUUGCAGGCAGCUCAGUCAGCAGCCAAUGAGAGCCAGGGCGCAUUGAACGCGGCUCAGGAUGAGUUGGUGACACUGAGCGAGGAGCUUGCCCAGCUCUACCACCACGUCUGUCUGUGCAACAAUGAGACGCCCAACCGCGUUAUGCUGGACUACUACAGACAAGGCAGAGGGCUCCGGGGCCUCAGUGCCUGUCUUAAAGCCAUGUCUUCGGACAACAGCAAAGUUCUCCUCACACCACGCCUCGCCAGGCGGCUGGCUGCUGUCGCUUCCACAACCUUUACUCCUGGGGAGUCGCGGAGCCCCUCGCAGUCUCCAUCCAAGGAGCCCUUAUCUGGGGAGGGGGGGGGAGGAGAGAAGGAGGGGGACAAGGAGGGCCUCCAGGUGCGAUCUGAGCCGAGCCUGCCACUCUGCACAACUCCGACCUGCUCACCCAGCAUCAGUGCCUCUUCAUCAUCAUCGUCAUCAUCAUCGCCUGCCCUGGAGCCAGCUGGUGAGCUGCGACGGGAGCCCAUGAACAUCUACAACCUCAACGCCAUCAUCAGAGAACAGGUGAAGCACCUCCAGCGGGCGGUAGACAGGUCUCUGCAGCUGUCGAGACAGAGAGCUGCAGCCAGGGAACUGGCCCCUCUGCUGGACAAGGACAAGGAGAGCUGCAUGGAGGAGAUCCUGAAGCUCAAGUCUCUGCUCAGCACCAAGAGAGAGCAGAUAGCCACCCUCAGACUGGUACUCAGGGCUAACAAACAGACGGCAGAGGGGGCUCUGGCCAACCUGAAGAGUAAGUAUGAGGCGGAGAAGUCCAUGGUGACUGACACCAUGAUGAAGCUGAGGAACGAGCUCAAAGCCCUGAAGGAGGAUGCCGCCACUUUCUCCUCUCUGCGGGCCUUGUUUGCCACCAGGUGUGACGAGUACAUUACCCAGCUGGAUGAGAUGCAGAGGCAGCUGGCUGCAGCCGAAGAUGAGAAGAAGACUCUGAACUCCCUCCUGCGGAUGGCCAUCCAGCAGAAACUGGCCCUCACCCAGCGCCUGGAGGAUUUGGCUUUCGAUCAAGAGCAGACCCACCGCACCCGCGGGGGCAGGCUAAACCGCGUGAAGACCAGCACUCCCAAAGUAAGUCCCUCGGCCUCAGCUUCGGCCUCCAAUAUAGCCCAUGGCUCUUCAGCUUUGGCCCCUGUCAGCCUCCCCCUUUCCAGCCUCCCUAGUCCUACGUCAAUUCUUCCUGAUGAUCCCUCUGUGCCCCUUAGCCUAUCUGUGGUCAGUGCUGCUUUGGCCUCAGCUCUUACCUCCCCUACGUCACACAUACCCCCUCGCAGUCCGUCAUCACCAGCGGUUGCCUCAUUGGCUGGCCCUUUGGCGCCAGAGAGCCCUCCAUGUCUGGAGGCCCCCUCCUCUCCCUCAGCACGGACCUCGCCCUCAGCCACUCUGAAUCUGGCUCGCUCCCAGUGGACCCUGGGGGUGCGGACGGUUGUGGUUGACUCCCACAGUUUCAGUGUCAACAUCUCCCCCACUCUGCCUCAUAGCUCGGGCCUCUCCAGGCACUACACCCCAGACUCUCAAACCUCUCCCCCAUCCACCACCAACACCAGGCCCACCCAACCAGGAUCUGCCCCAUCCUCUCCCUACCGGUCCCCUAUUCUGGGGCUCAGGCGCUCCACAUGGAGCCCCUCACCCCGAACUCGGCCCUUGUCUAGCCUGAUGCGCUCUUCUGUCCUUCCCUCCCCUUACUCCACCUCCCACUCCCCUUCUUCCUCCCACAGCUAUUCCUCUGCCUACUACAGCUCCUCUCCUGCUUUUACCCCCUCUAGCUCCUACCUCACCUCUGGUACUUCUGGUACUUCUUACAGCCACUCUACCAACUACACGCCCCUCUACCCUAGAUACUACAGUUCAUACCGGCCCCGGCACUGA